AUGCACAAGCUGAGCGUGGAGGCCCCGCCCAAGAUUCUGGUGGAGAGAUACCUCAUCGAAAUUGCCAAGAACUACAGUGUGCCCUAUGAGCCCGACUCGGUGGUGAUGGCUGAAGCCCCAGCAGGUGGAGAGGGUGAUCUGAUUGACGUGGGAUUCACAGAUGAUGUAAAGAAGGGUGGCCCUGGAGGGGGAGGAGGUGGUGGCUUUACAGCCCCACUGCUCAGUCAUGAUGGAAUAGUACCCAUGCCAGUGAUGAUGCCUAUGCCCAUGCCAACACCAAACCCACCCUUCUCCUAUCCACCUCCAAAGGGACCGGAGAACUUCAAUGGCCUGCCAGUGGGGACCUACCAGCCUUUCACUAAUAUCCAUCCACCACCAGUUCCAGCAAAUCCACCAGCGUAUGAAUCUAUAGAUGAGCCCAGUGCUGACAAAGAGGCUUCUGCACCGGCAGCGGGGCCUGGGCCCAAGCCCGAAUCUUCUCCUAAACCAAAAGCUGGAGCUCCCACUACCUUUGAUAACUUUGUGCUGCCUGAGUUGCCGUCCGUGCCAGACACGCUGCCCACAGCAUCUGCCGGUGCCAACUCUUCUGCCUCUGAAGACAUCGACUUCGAUGAUCUUUCUCGGAGAUUUGAGGAGCUAAAGAAGAAAACAUAA
Molecule: messenger RNA, 654 nt
Organism: Merops nubicus (carmine bee-eater)
Lineage: Eukaryota; Metazoa; Chordata; Aves; Coraciiformes; Meropidae
Gene: IST1
Product: increased sodium tolerance 1 homolog (yeast)
Exons: 5
Coding region: 1-654 (217 amino acids)
Source: RefSeq, a predicted model, not a curated record